Molecule: messenger RNA, 785 nt
Organism: Condylura cristata (star-nosed mole)
Lineage: Eukaryota; Metazoa; Chordata; Mammalia; Eulipotyphla; Talpidae
Gene: MED21
Product: mediator complex subunit 21
Exons: 4
Coding region: 68-502 (144 amino acids)
Biological process (GO): regulation of transcription by RNA polymerase II
Cellular component (GO): mediator complex
Molecular function (GO): transcription coregulator activity
Source: RefSeq, a predicted model, not a curated record
UGUGUACAAGCGCUGCCCAAUCUCGUACGAGCAACUGUCUCGGCGUCCUUCUGAGUGCUGGAGGAAUAUGGCGGAUCGGCUCACUCAGCUGCAGGACGCGGUGAACUCGCUUGCAGAUCAGUUUUGUAAUGCUAUUGGAGUGUUGCAGCAGUGUGGUCCUCCUGCCUCUUUUAGUAAUAUUCAAACAGCAAUUAACAAAGAUCAGCCAGCUAAUCCUACAGAAGAGUAUGCACAGCUGUUUGCAGCCUUAAUUGCACGAACAGCAAAAGACAUUGAUGUUUUGAUAGAUUCCUUACCCAGUGAAGAAUCUACAGCUGCUUUGCAGGCUGCUAGCUUGUAUAAGCUAGAGGAAGAAAACCAUGAAGCUGCUGCCUGUCUGGAGGACAUAGUUUAUCGAGGGGACAUGCUUCUGGAAAAGAUACAAAGUGCACUGGCGGAUAUCGCACAGUCACAGCUGAAGACAAGAAGUGGCGCUCAUAACCACUCUAUGCCAGAGUCCUAGUGCCGGAGUGUAUCUGCUGUGUGACAAAGGAACUCUUUCAGUGCCACUAAGAAUUUUGCAUCAGGUUGAGAUGUAAGCCUUACCAACUUUUCAGCACGAUGACACAUGCUAUCUUUUUAGGUAUUUUUAAUAGUGUUCUAUUUUCAAUCUUGAUAAGUAAGCUUGUAAAGUUGUAAUGAACCAGCUUUAAUCCAUCGUUAAACCCUCAUUUUUGUUAUCUGAAUGAAAUUACUGAGGCUGAUAAUGCAUCAAUGAUCAUAAUUAAACAUGUACUGUAAAAGUC